CUUUUCCCUGGGUGGGCGGGGCUUUGUGCCGCAGCACUAUGUGGUUGUUUCAGCGAGCGCUGUUUAUCGGGACGCUGGGGAGCAAGAGCUUCGCUAGAGCUAUGUGUGCCCAAGCCAACGACUGGCAGUCGGCCAAAUCCAUAUACGAGUUCUCAGCCAAAGACAUCGAUGGAAAUGAAGUGUCUCUGGAGAAAUACAGGGGUUAUGUGUGCAUCAUCACUAACGUAGCCUCUAAAUGAGGUAAGACUCCUGUAAACUACACUCAGUUUGCGGCAAUGCACGCCACGUACGCUGAGAAAGGUUUACGCAUCCUGGGCUUCCCCUGCAACCAGUUUGGAAAGCAGGAGCCUGGAACAGAGGCGGAGAUCAAGGAGUUUGCCAAAGGCUACAACGCAGAGUUUGAGCUCUUCAGUAAGAUCGAGGUGAACGGCGACGGGGCUCAUCCGCUCUGGAAAUGGAUGAAGGAGCAGCCCAAAGGCAGAGGAACUCUGGGAAACAACAUCAAGUGGAAUUUCACUAAGUUCCUCAUUAACAGAGAAGGUCAGGUUGUGAAGAGGUACGGACCGAUGGACGAUCCAAGCGUUGUUGAAAAGGAUCUUCCCAAGUACCUGUAGCCGUUUGGAUCAGACCCGAUCUCCGUCCCAUGUGUUUGUAGAUGUGCGUCUCCUCUCUGGUCCAUGGCUGGAUGUUGGCAGGGUGAAGCCCAGAUGUGUGACGGCCGUU
Messenger RNA from Sinocyclocheilus rhinocerous, 723 nucleotides. Its product is annotated as phospholipid hydroperoxide glutathione peroxidase, mitochondrial-like. Gene Ontology annotation, cellular component: mitochondrion; nucleus. NCBI's taxonomy places the organism in Eukaryota, Metazoa, Chordata, Actinopteri, Cypriniformes, Cyprinidae. Gene Ontology annotation, molecular function: phospholipid-hydroperoxide glutathione peroxidase activity; glutathione peroxidase activity. Gene Ontology annotation, biological process: response to oxidative stress. The record is from RefSeq and is a predicted model, not a curated record. The transcript has 7 exons.